AUGAUACCUCUAGCGUUUGUUUGCUUGAUAUCAUUUGCCCAUGGGCAAAUCGAUAGUAAUAACAUCAUCACGUCACCAUCAAACUGCCUUCCACCUAAACAGUUGAUUAACGGAAUCUGUCGGGACGUCUGGCGUCAGGGACAAGAAGCCGACCAACAAAAUGUCAUAAACGUUCCGCCCAACUGUAAAGAAGGUCAAGAGCUUGUCAAUGGCGAGUGCCGAGAUAUUUGGUACCAGAUCCCAGCACCUAGGGCAGCAGGUAACCAACCAAGCGUCAUAAAAGUUCCACCCAACUGCAAAGAAGGCCAAGUAUUGGUGAACGGCGUGUGCCGGGAUGUUUGGAGGAAUCUGGCUCCAGCACCACGAGCAGUAAUUCCUGAGGAUCACAAAGACAAAAACACAAUUGUGGUACCACCAAACUGCAAGGAAGGACAGCAAUUAAUCAAUGGCGUGUGUCGCGAUAUCUGGCUCAGACAACUCGCCGCGUCCCUUGCUGAUGAAGAUGAUGUUAAUGUACUUAUAAAGAACAUUAUAGACGUUCCAAAUCAAUGCCCCAAAGGAUAUAGGCCCGAUGCAAACGGAGUAUGUCGUCCUAUAUUGUAA
Pieris macdunnoughi is the source of this 603-nucleotide messenger RNA. Lineage: Eukaryota; Metazoa; Arthropoda; Insecta; Lepidoptera; Pieridae. The record is from the annotation of a GenBank genome assembly.